This is a messenger RNA of Pyrus x bretschneideri (Chinese white pear), 5490 nucleotides long. Its product is annotated as putative disease resistance protein At3g14460. Lineage: Eukaryota; Viridiplantae; Streptophyta; Magnoliopsida; Rosales; Rosaceae. Gene Ontology annotation, molecular function: ADP binding. Gene Ontology annotation, biological process: defense response to other organism. The transcript has a single exon. The record is from RefSeq and is a predicted model, not a curated record. The coding region runs from base 170 to 5221 and encodes 1683 amino acids.
ACAAAACUGAUUGAAAAAUCCCAUGUGGAAAAAGUUGACGGAUAUCUGAACGAUCUGAAAGCUCUGAACUAGUAGCAAAGCGUCAUUCAAGCAAAACUAGCUCAUCCCCACAACCCAAACUCUUUCUUCAUCUUUCAGAUUCCUAUCCGACGGCGACUCAGUUGUGACCAUGGCUGAGUUGGUGGGCGGAGCUUUUCUCUCUUCUUUCCUCAAUGUUUUGUUCGACCGGAUGGCUUCCAGUCGCUUCCUCGAUUUCAUCUCUGGGAAGAAAAACGACAACGAGCUGCUCAUGAGGGAGUUGAAGCUCAAGUUGCUCACUGCUAACAAGCUGGUUGACGAUGCCGAGGAGAAGCAGAUGACAAGGCCGACCGUGAGGAGGUGGCUCGACGACCUCAAAGAUGCUAUCUAUUGUGUAGGAGAGUUGCUGGACGAGAUCAACACUGAAGCUCUUCGACGCCAGCUGGAAGGUGACGAUGAGCAUUCUCCUGCAGCUAGCAGCAGCACAAGCUGGAUCACGAGAUCAGUAUUCAAGUCUUCUUCUCCGUCCGAUGAAUUUCACGACUCUCUUGAACCGAAGAUAUCAAACAUUCUGGGGGUGUUAAACAUCAUUCUCAAUGAAAGAGACGGUCUUGGUCUGAAAGAAGGAGUUCAACAUAGACCACAAGACAGAACUCGUCAAACUACUUCUCGGGUCGAUGAGUCUGACGUCUUGGGAAGGGAAAAUGACAGAGAAACGAUUCUUAAAUCAUUGCGUUCGGAUGAUACUGCUGGCCCCAAGAUAGGAGUGCUUCCCAUCGAGGGCAUGGGAGGGAUCGGGAAGUCCACCCUUGCUCAACUUGUGUACAAAGAUGUCAAGGAUGACUUUGAUGUUCAAGCAUGGGUUUGUGUCGGAGAAGAACUUGAUAUUCUUCAAAUAGCGCAAACAAUAUAUGGGAGGAUCACGGAUCAAACUUGCGGGAUCACAGAUCUGGAUCUGCUGUCUGAAAGGUUGGAGAAGGUUUUGACAGGAAAAAAGUUCCUCUUCGUUCUUGAUGAUGUCUGGAGUGAGGAUUAUCUUCUUUGGAAAAACUUGAUGACUCACUUCAAUAGUUGCGGAGUACGCGGAAGUAAGAUCAUUGUCACAACACGCCAAAGACGCGUUGCAUCUAUCACCGGGCCUCUUUCAACACAUUAUCUACAGGGAAUAUCCGAGGACGAUUCUUGGUCGUUAUUUGCAAAGCAUGCCUUCACGGAAGACAGUGUUAUUCCUGCCCAUCCGCAUCUUGAAGCCAUUGGAAGGCAAAUUGUUAAGAAGUGUCAAGGCCUUCCUUUAGCUAUAAAAUCAAUGGGGGGCCUGUUAUACUCUGUUUUGAAUCCAAAGGAAUGGGAAAAGAUAUUGAAGAGUGACUUAUGGGAGUUGCCAAAUGAUAAGGUUUUGCCGGCUCUAUGGUUAAGUUACCAAUAUCUACCUCCGCAUCUCAAACGUUGUUUUGCUUAUUGUGCAAUAUUUCCUAAAGGUUACAACUUUAAAGCUUCACAGUUAAUUUUAUGGUGGAUGGCUGAAGACCUCUUACAACCCCACGGGAAGGAGGCAUUGGAAGAUGUUGGAAGUGAUUACUUUGAUAUUCUAGUAUCAAGGUCUUUCUUUCAACAUUCAAAAGACCAGUAUUUUCAGUCAUAUUUCACCAUGCAUGACCUUAUCAAUGAUUUAGCAAAGUUUGUAUCUGGAGAGUUUUGUUUGAGAUUGGAGGACGACCAUCUGACAGUCGACAGAAAUAUAUGCAGAGUUCGUCAUGUUUCUUCCAUGAACUUCUGCAAUCAAAGUACUCAGAAUCUUGGGGCACUAUACAAGGCUAAGCAUUUGCACGGCUUUCUACGACUACAUUCGGUACAUUUUAUCAGAUUGGGAAACAAACCGAUUGAUCUAUUGCUAGUUCUACCAUAUUUAAGAGUGCUCAAAUUACAAGAUUUGGAUAUUGAUGAGUUACCUAGUUCAAUUGGCGACUUAAAACAAUUAAGGCAUUUGGACGUGUCUUGGACUUUCAUAACAGAAUUACCUGAUAAGGUGUGCAACUUGUACAAUUUACAGACCUUGUUAUUGGAAUUUUGUCAUCGGCUGAUUCAACUACCUUCCGAAUUGGGGAGACUAAUCAACUUGCGCCAUCUCAAUAUCAGAGGAACAGAGAUCAAACAGAUGCCUGCAGGGAUGUGUAACUUCAAAAAUCUCCAGACAUUAAGCGAUUUUGUGGUGGACAAACAAACAGGUCAAAGGAUUGGAGAGUUAAAAGAGCUUCAGCAUUUGCGCCAAGAUCUUACAAUCUCGGGACUUGGUAACAUUGACCAUGAGGGGAAUGCUUUGGAAGCAGAUAUCAUGAGCAACAAGGAGUAUCUGGACAAACUUGUUUUGACAUGGCGAGAAGGUGAUGAUGAUACCAGUAAUCAUGAUCCAGAAAAUGACAGAGAAGUGCUCAAGAAGCUCCAACCUCAUACAAACCUCAAACAAAUUGAGAUUAGAUCUUAUGGGGGUUUAGAAUUUCCAGGUUGGUUAGCAGAUCCAUCUUUCUCUAAACUAUCUCAUAUUGUACUUAUAGAUUGCAAACAUUGCCGCUUAUUGCCACCACUUGGGCAACUACGCUUCCUCAAGGAUCUUUUUAUUCGAGGGAUAAAUAACGUGGUGGAGAUAGAUAGCGAGUUUUACGGUAAUGAUUCACUUGCUCCAUUUAGUUCUCUAGAAAAAUUGUGCUUGCGAGAGAUGUGGAACUGCCAAAAGUGGUUAUAUUAUGAUGGAAGCAGAGGCAAUACCACAAUACUGUUUCCUAAUCUUCGUAAGCUUGAACUGAGCAGAUGUCCCAAGCUGACUGAGAUAUUACCGUUGGAGAAGCUGCCAAGGCUUGAAAGGGUACGAUUGUGGGACCUGGAAUCCUUCAGCGGUUCACUUGCACAUGUGGAAUCUGAAUGCCCUAAAUUCCUCUCCCUCGUUCACUUGGAAAUAGAAAUCUGCCCAAAUUUUGUAUGUUUUCCAGAUGGAGGGAUGGAUGCACCCAAAUUGGAGGAGCUGCGUAUCUCUCAAUGCAAGAAGUUGAGGUCGUUGCCAGAACAAAUGCAUACCCUUCUACCGUCUCUUCAGAAAUUGAAAGUGUUUGACUGUCCAGAAGUGGAAUCAUAUUACGAUGGAAGCAGAGGCAACACCACAAUACUGUUUCCUAAUCUUUGUGAGCUUGAACUGAGCAGAUGUCCCAAGCUAACUGAGAUAGUACCGUUGGAGAAGCUGCCAAGGCUUGAAAGGGUACGAUUGUGGGACAUGGAAUCCUUCAGCGGUUCACUUGCACAUGUGGAAUCUGAAUGCCCUAAAUUCCUCUCCCUCGUUCACUUGGAAAUAGAAAACUGCCCAAAUUUUGUAUGUUUUCCAGAUGGAGGGAUGGAUGCACCCAAAUUGGAGGAGCUGCGUAUCUCUCAAUGCAAGAAAUUGAGGUCGUUGCCAGAACAAAUGCAUACCCUUCUACUGUCUCUUCGGAUAUUGAAAGUGUUUGACUGUCCAGAAGUGGAAUCAUAUUACGAUGGAAGCAGAGGCAACACCACAAUACUGUUUCCUAAUCUUUGUGAGCUUGAACUGAGCAGAUGUCCCAAGCUAACUGAGAUAGUACCGUUGGAGAAGCUACCAAGGCUUGAAAGGGUAAAAUUGAGGCACCUGGAAUCCUUCAGCGGUUCACUUGCACAUGUGGAAUCUGAAUGCCCUAAAUUCCUCUCCCUCGUUCACUUGAAAAUAAAAAACUGCCCAAAUUUUGUAUGUUUUCCAGAUGGAGGGAUGGAUGCACCUAAAUUGGAGGAGCUGCUUAUCUCUCAAUGCGAGAAAUUGAGGUCGUUGCCAGAACAAAUGCAUACCCUUCUACCGUCUCUUCGGAUAUUGAAAGUGUUUGACUGUCCAGAAGUGGAAUCAUAUUACGAUGGAAGCAGAGGCAACACCACAAUACUGUUUCCUAAUCUUUGUGAGCUUAAACUGAGAAGAUGUCCCAAGCUAACUGAGAUGGUACCGUUGGAGAAGCUGCCAAGGCUUGAAAGGGUAAAAUUGAGGCACCUGGAAUCCUUCAGCGGUUCACUUGCACAUGUGGAAUCUGAAUGCCCUAAAUUCCCCUCCCUCGUUCACUUGGAAAUAGAAAACUGUCCAAAAUUUGUAUGUUUUCUAGAUGGAGGGAUGGAUGCACCCAAAUUGGAGGAGCUGUGUAUCUCUGAAUGCAAGAAAUUGAGGUCGUUGCCAGAACAAAUGCAUACCCUUCUACCGUCUCUUCGGAUAUUGAAAGUGUUUGACUGUCCAGAAGUGGAAUCAUAUUACGAUGGAAGCAGAGGCAACACCACAAUACUGUUUCCUAAUCUUUGUGAGCUUGAACUGAGCAGAUGCCCCAAGCUAACUGAGAUAGUACCGUUGGAGAAGCUGCCAAGGCUUGAAAGGGUAAAAUUGAGGCACCUGGAAUCCUUCAGCGGUUCACUUGCACAUGUGGAAUCUGAAUGCCCUAAAUUCCUCUCCCUCGUUCACUUGAAAAUAAAAAACUGCCCAAAUUUUGUAUGUUUUCCAGAUGGAGGGAUGGAUGCACCUAAAUUGGAGGAGCUGCUUAUCUCUCAAUGCGAGAAAUUGAGGUCGUUGCCAGAACAAAUGCAUACCCUUCUACCGUCUCUUCAGAAAUUGGAAGUGUUCAGCUGUCCAGAAGUGGAACCAUUUCCUCAAGGAGUGUUGCUGUCAAAUUUACAAGACCUUUCAAAUUUACAAGACCUUUCUUUUGAGUGUUGUAGAAAACUCGCCGCAAACCGCUCACUGUGGGGUUUAACAAGACUCAACUCUCUUAGAAAGUUGGAAAUCAACUUCACUGAAGAAUGUGGAGAAGAAAUGGGAUGUUCGUUUCCGGAUGAGGGGCUCCUGCCCACCGCUCUCACUCAACUCGCCAUCCGCAAACAUCCGAAUCUUACAACAAUCCAAGGCAAGGUGUUGAGACAACUCACCUCUCUUCAAGGCCUCACAAUACAAGGAUGCCCUGAGGUCCAGUGCUUUCUUGAAGAAGCGCCAAAAUCUCUGAAAGGCUUGUUUAUUUUUGAGUGCCCUAAUAUCAGGUGCUUGCCAGGAGAAUGGCUUCCCACGUCUCUUUCUCGACUGGAUAUACGGAGGUGUCCGCUGCUAGAAGAACGAUUCCGGAGAGAGACAGGGGAAGAUUGGCCCAAGAUUGCUCACAUCCCCUACGUGGACAUGGAAUAGAUGUUCUUGUUAUAGACAGGGGAAGAUUGGCCCAAGAUUGUAGCUAUAUUAUAGAUGUUCUUGAAAUUGGCUCUCUCUUUCUCUCUCUCUCUCUCAGGUGUAAGUGUAUAUCCAGCAGCACAUGCUCUUGUUGUGCAGUGUUGAAUUUGCCACAAACUCUUCCUAAUGCAACAACAAAUGGGGAGCUGGUAUAGCCCUUGUUGUUUUGCGAUGGAGUAGUACUGUGUACAUGAUUACUAGGCUAAAACAAUUUCAUUAGCAGAUCCCAA